AUGAUUUUCUUUACUAAAUAUUUACACACUAGAUCCCCAAAACCAAGGUUUUGCUUUCUUUCCAUCCACAAUCCUUUCCGCUUUUCUUCUUUCCUUCCUUCAUCAAUCGCUUAUUUUCUUCAUUCCUUCAUUCACUACUCUCUAUCUUCCCCUCGCUCUCCCUUUAUUCUUUCUUUACUAUUUCAUUCUUACUUUUUCCUUUCUUUUUUCCUUCCUUUCCUUCUUUCUCUUUCUUUCUCUUUUUUACACUUUCUUUCUUUCUUUCUUUCUUUCGUUCUUACUUUUCCUUUUUCUUUUUUCUAUUUGCUUUCUCCCUUUUAUAUUUAUCUCUUUUUCUUUCUUUAUUCAUUUCUUCAUUUUUCGUUAUUUUCCUUUUUCUUUCUUUCUUUCCUUCUUUCUUUCUUUCGUUCUUUCUUUAUCUUUCUUCCUUUCUUCAUUAUUCGCUAUUUUCCUUUUUCUUUCUUUCUUUCUUUCGUUAUUCUAUUUCUUCCUUUUUCUUUCCUUCUUUGUUUAUUCUUCUUUCCUUUUCUUUUAUUUCUUUUCUUUCUUUCUUUCUUUCUUUCUGUCUUUCAUUUUUUUCUUUCUUUUUCUUCCUUUCUUAAUUCAUGUUUCUUUUGCUUUUCUUUCGUUCAUUUUCUUUCAUUUUUUCCUUCUACCUUGUCUCAUUUUCUUUCUUUCUUUCUUUCUUUCUUUCUUUCUUUCUUUCUUUCUUUCUUUCUUUCGCCCAUAGUUUUCAAUUUACUUUUGUCAUUUAUGCUAAAUUCCAUUCAUUCAUAUCGCCAAUACUACUCCUUUUCCUUUCUGGUGUUCACAGAUUUUUAA
Acanthosepion pharaonis is the source of this 822-nucleotide messenger RNA. NCBI's taxonomy places the organism in Eukaryota, Metazoa, Mollusca, Cephalopoda, Sepiida, Sepiidae. The record is from the annotation of a GenBank genome assembly.